This is a messenger RNA of Heterostelium album PN500, 582 nucleotides long. RefSeq lists its product as uncharacterized. NCBI's taxonomy places the organism in Eukaryota, Evosea, Eumycetozoa, Acytosteliales, Acytosteliaceae. The record is from RefSeq and is a predicted model, not a curated record. The transcript has 2 exons. Bases 1 to 582 code for a protein of 193 amino acids.
AUGUUGUUCGCCGUUUACUCAUUUUGCAAAGUUGGUGGCGAUAUAAAAAUUUCAAAAAUUUGUGCAGAAGUCGAAAAUUCGGAUUUUUUUAAAGGUGAUAGAGUAGUUACAACUGUUGGCUGGGCAACUGGCAGAUUGAUUGAAGUAUUAUGUCAGAAACAAUUAUUCAGAUAUAUCAUUCGAUCAUAUGAUACCUAUGCCUAUAGAAAAGGUAAGUUUUCUGAGCAAUCUAAACGUGGUUCGAUAGUUUUCAAUCUUGGAAGUUGGUGGCGAUUCACCUACAAUGAGGUGUUCUCUGUCGAUUGGGUGUUGAGGAAACACCAUUUCGGACUGCUAGCAGACAAACUGAAGCGUGAACCUCACAAGCUUUUCUACCCGGAUUUAUUUACCAUGAAUUUACUCAAUAGCAUCGAUAUAAUUCCAUUCGAUGUCUUUAAGCAUCUCUUUAGAAUCUAUGGUGAUUCGAUUGUGUGCGAUCACUUCUAUAAUCCACUGGUUCAGAAUGCAUUUCUUUUUGGUCGUAAAGACAUUGUUGAGCAUAUACAGAGAGCAUACCGACCAAGUUAUUUAGAAAGUCAGUGA